Salarias fasciatus (jewelled blenny) is the source of this 1558-nucleotide messenger RNA. It is a transcript of the gene sh3bgr, whose product is annotated as SH3 domain binding glutamate-rich protein. The record is from RefSeq and is a predicted model, not a curated record. NCBI's taxonomy places the organism in Eukaryota, Metazoa, Chordata, Actinopteri, Blenniiformes, Blenniidae. Bases 98 to 874 code for a protein of 258 amino acids. The transcript is spliced from 12 exons. Gene Ontology annotation, cellular component: cytoplasm.
GCUAUGUCCCGGCCGGGUGCGCUCUAAUAAUAGAGGAGGCUGCCUGCUCCUUUAAGAGCCCACUUGUCGCAUACUCUUCAGAAUACAUUGUAACAAAAUGGUUAUCAAAGUAUUCCUCGCCACCUCGUCGGGAUCCACGGCGAUCAAGAAGAAGCAACAGGAUGUGGUUGGCUUCUUGGAGGCUCUUAAGGUGGACUACACUCAGCUGGACAUUGCCUGCAAUGAGGACAACCGCAAGUGGAUGAGGCAGAACGUCCCCGAGGAGAAGAAGCCCGCCAAUGGCAUCCCCCUCCCACCCCAGAUUUUUAAUGAAGACAGCUACUGUGGGGACUAUGAGACAUUCUUCGAUGCUAAGGAAGACAACUCAGUGUAUGCCUUCCUGGGGCUGCCCCCUCCUCCAGGCUCAAAGGAAGCAGAGUCUGCUGAGAAGGCUCUCAUUGUGGAAAACGGGACCCACGCUGAAGAAAACGCUGAUGACUCAAUAGAGGUCCCAGUGGAGGAGCGCAACGGGGACGCGCACGGAGAGGAGGAGGACGGUACGCAGGCAGCUGAUGAGGAGGAAGGUGAGGGUGGCGAUGCGGAGCGAGCAGAGGAAGAGGAGGCUGCAGACGACGGAGCCGCCGAGGGAGAAACAGCAGGAGACGAAGCCCCCGCAGAGGAGGAGGAGGAGGAGGAGGGGGAGGCAGUGGAAGAGUCAGACGAGGUCACAGAAGACACACAGGCCCAAGUAGAAGAGGAAGAAGAACAGGAAGAGGAUUUGCAGUCUGAGGAGGAGGAAGAGCUACGACAGCUUGAGGAAGAAGAAGAGACUGAAGUACAAGAGGAAGAAGAAGAGGAAGGAGUGGAAGAAACACAGGAGGAAGAGGCUGAGUAGGUGAAGCCAGACAGUCCCUCUGAGGUUGACUCUACUGUUGUUCAGCCCGCAAGUGUCCCCUCGUUCUGCCUCUCCCUGACCCAAAGCUGCACUGGAACCUGCUGGAAACCAUGCGCUCCAAGGCGCCAUCUCAACUGAAAAGUCCUACGACCCACAUAUGCCCUCCGCUCCUUCCCCCAUUUUGACUGCAAUGUUGACUUAAUUUUUAUAUUUUUGAGUGUAGAGACAUACUGUAAUGAAAAAGCUCAGAGUACUUUAGUGGUGUUGGUUUGGUUGUAAUGAGUAGCUUUUGUAAAAUGUUCUAUUUUGUUAAGUGCCAACAUAUUUCUCAUGUUUUACUUUUAGGAAAUUAACCUUUUGUAACACAGAAGCGGUGGCCUUGGUAACCUAGGCAUACUUUAGCUGGUGGCUCCUUGCAAAACACCCUGUCUAUAAAGUGUCUUCUUUUAUUCCGAUAUCGUGCCUUCUUCUAUCAGCUGAAUGUAUUAGAGUAAAGCGAGACUUCUGAUGGCCACAUGAGAAAGGAAAUAUGCGCAUACUGCAAGAGUGCAAACUACUCCACCACCACUACAACUACUUGUGCCGAUACUGCUGUCUAAUCAAUGCACUUUGUUGAACGAAGCUUGAAGCAUGUGGCUAAGACUCGGAUCCAUUGAAAAAUGGAAUAAACUAGACUUUUAAAAA